Molecule: messenger RNA, 5657 nt
Organism: Penaeus indicus
Lineage: Eukaryota; Metazoa; Arthropoda; Malacostraca; Decapoda; Penaeidae
Product: E3 ubiquitin-protein ligase TRIM39-like
Exons: 7
Coding region: 394-1857 (487 amino acids)
Molecular function (GO): zinc ion binding
Source: RefSeq, a predicted model, not a curated record
AGAGAGAGAGAGAGAGAGAGAGAGAGAGAGAGAGAGAGAGAGAGAGAGAAAGAGAGAGAGAGAGAGAGAGAGAGAGAGAGAGAGAGAGAGAGAGAGAGAGAGAGAGAGAGAGAGACAGAGAGACAGAGAGACAGAGACAGAGACUUACUGACAGAGAGACUAAGCAGAAUAAGAAAUAAUAUAUUUAAAGGAUACAUUUAUCUUUGCAACUUUCCGUUUGGCCCGGAAACAUGCAUGUGUCAGUCGCGACGCGCAAUAUCAGAAAGAACUUAGUGACGCAACCUUAUCCCCUGUUUUAUAAUAAUAAUAAUCAUUAAAAGGGGAGUUUAUUUACAAUCUGAUAUCACCCAUUGCCUACAAGGAUUCUAUGUCCCAAGCAGCUUACGUAAAGUCAUGGCGCCCAAAUGCAGCUCAUGCCGAGGGCUCUUCGACUCCUGCAAGCGGCUCCCUCUCCUGCUUCCAAACUGCGGCCACACCUGCUGUAAGGCGUGUCUGGUGCGCCUCGUGCAGCACCGCGGUUACCUGUGCUCCAUCUGCAGGACGAAGCAAGGAAUCUCGGAUGUAGACGCUCUCCACGUGAAUCAUUCCCUACUCGAGGAGAUUCUCUCUAUGGGCGACGAAACGCCGGAGCCUCCGAGCGCGGAUGAGACCGCCUGCGCCCGGCACCCCGGCGUGCGGCUGGCCUUCUGGUGCGCUACGUGCCGCUCCGCCCUGUGUGGGGAGUGCGUUGUGGAGCUGCAUCCUCGGCCGAAACAUCAGGUCGCCCGGUUUCAAGAGGUCAUGGUGGAGAUGAGACGCCACGUGCAGACAGUGCUGCAGACGGUCAUCGACGACACUGAGAAAGCGAUGAAGGACUGCCAGAAAGAAGGGGAGGAAGCUGGCGCCCACAACAAAGCGCUUGAGGACCUUUCCCAGUCAAUCCUGGAGAGUGCGCUGAAGUUAGUGCUUGCCGCAACCAUUCUCGAGAGCCAGAGAAUCGACGUCAAAGACGAUGAAAGAAAGUUAAAGAAGCUUGAAGAAGCUGCUUGCAAAAUGUUCUGUGACAUCCCUCGAGGCAUCUCGGGGUGGGCUGCCAUUAAGGAUCUUCAGACGUAUGCAAAGAAAGUAGAUGAGUUCAAAAACAACGUAUAUGAGAACAUCAGCGCUAGAGAAUCACACAGAAAUCUUCACCAUAACGCUUCCAAAGAAACCGCGAAAGCCGUGGCAGCGAAGUGCAACGAAUUCAUUGAGCAGGUCACGUCGCAAUGGCCCGACCGUCACAUGACGCUAGGGAAGGCGGGAGGGUUGCAAGCAAGGCUUCAGUAUGCAGAGAAGCGGCUUCACUUUCACUGCCCAAGAAAAGCUUCAAAGGAUGAGACGAUAACGCAGAUGAAGCACUGGAGCCUCCUGCAGUGCCUAACGACACAGGCGCAGGUGCUCGUCUUCGUCGACCUGCACGACGGUGAACACGGAGACACGAAGAGGGUGUAUAUCAAGAUGACGUCGGAGCACACCCACAGUCAGCACUUCCUGCGCCUCUGCGCCGGCCACCACAAGGCGUCCUUCCUGAACAGUGCGCUGGCGACAAGGCGUGAAGACAGCAGCACAGUCGUUGUCGUGUUGGCGUCCCUGAAUGGAAUCGCGACGGAUAAAGGGAAGGGAACAGCACCGAAAGAGCUGCAGAAAGGAGACGUGGUGUCCAUAUCGGGAGAAGUGACACAGGUGUGUGUCGUGAUGGAGGCCAGGCAAGGGGCGACCUUGGCUUGCACCUAUAUAGGAAAAGUCACAUCAGGACUAGAUGCGGUCAUCAAGAGCAACGGCAAUCUUGCCAAAGGAAAAGUUUGUGUCAAAGACUGUGGGAUUGCAUGGCAAAUUUAACAUUCGCAAAUGGACUAAAUGCAACACUGAAAUGGCUGAUGUAGAAUUGAUGGCUGAUGUAGAAUGGAUUCACUUUACCCCAUCACGUUUCACGCUAUGUAUUCACACCACUCAUUACGUCAGGUCACGUCACCGUUCCGUGAAUAGCUUCGCCCAGCUCGAACUUGUCCAAGUAAUCCUGGUGCCUCAUCCGCUUGGGCUGAAGAAGAGAAUUGCACUGCUGUUAGAGGAACACAUCAACUCAAAUAAAGAAAAAGAUAUACUUACGUAAAGGCAUGAGGAAAACACCAAUUGAAGGAGAAUAUUUUUUUUACAUUUUUCAGCCAUUUUGAGUGUCAACAUUCAAAUUCAACCAUUUGUUAAAGAAGAAAUAUCUUUGCAAGAACACUACUUUUCGGAUAUCAAUUGCACCAAAAGACAGACUGGCUAUAUGCUGAAGGAAUGGAACCAGCACGCCACGUUGAAAAGAACCCGUGCCGUUAUGUGAUGUCACAUGACGGUGUAGUGUGAAUAUACCCAUUUGUUUACCUAGAAGUUUUGAUGUGAGGUUACGUGAUGUGAUAUGACGGUAUGCUGAGAAUCAGCCCUAACGAGGAAGGAAGAAUAAAAUAUUGACGAGAAUAUUCCCUGACCAUAUUAUGCUCUUAUUUUGUUACGAAUUUCAGUGGUUUGUCUUAAAAUAUUUAUCUAACGACUGUAAGCAUUGGUUACUUCUUUAGUCGUAUAUAGUUCAUAUUUAACAAGACUCAAGAUGAUAGUACAAAGCGCCUUUUUUGGAUGCCGGUUAUUUCAAGAUUUCCUGAAAUAUAAAACUUUUUGCUCAUUCCAGUUUCUGACGGGGUCAGAUAUCUUGGUCUGGUUUCGGAACCAUACCAAGCAUUUUCACACUUUCUCCAGAGUAAGCUUCCAAGUUUCAUGCCACAGUAACAAAGAAACCGCUAACAUGGCCGACCGAUAUGAGUGAUUCUGAUAGAAAUCCCCUAUUAAAUUAAUAAUUUUGUUGCCAAUAGAUAAGAAUAAACUACCAAACUGUGGUCAUAUCUGUGCCGACUAGAAGCAUGAAUUAGGUUAUAUUAAUAGCUUUAUUAAUUUCUGAAAGAUAUGAUUGAUAUAAUUGUAAUAUGGCCCCCUUGGCGACGUUCGAGGAAAAAAUUCAAACAUUUGUUCUUAAUAGCUGAUAUUAUCCUUUUAAACUGUUUCCCUAAUAUGUUUUUAUUUAAUUUAUUCAAACCUUUUAUGCUACAAAGUAUAUUCAUGAUUAAAAAUAAUAUCAGUCCCUAUCUCUUCGUCAGGUAAUACAAAAACAAGACGUGAAAGAUUACCUAAAUUCACUCUGAUUACCAAGAGCGCUCAGUCCUUGUCCUGCUGCAAUUACUCCACCACGAGCCUAGGUCUAAAUAAGUAAGGUCUCGUCACUGAGCUACUCAAAUGCGUCCGUCUCGCGCAUGACAUCAUAGGGCGUAAUGCCCGGGGGUUCGAUUAUAAUCAUAUAUAUAUAUAUAUAUAUAUAUAUAUAUAUAUAUAUAUAUAUAUAUAUAUAUAUAUAUAUAUAUAUAUAUAUAUGUAUAUAUGUAUAUAUAUGUAUAUGUAUAUGUAUAUGUAUAUGUAUAUAAAUAUAAGCUCUACCUCGAUUUUAUAAAUGUAUGCCAUGGUGCUGUGAUACCUUAGUUGUAUGAUUUGUUAUAGUAAAUUCGUCGAAGCGUUUCGACUUUACAUAUGACUUGUUAGAAUUUAAAAAAAAUAUCCUUCAUAUCCCAUGGCUUCUUCGUUCAUUUUACAUUUUUAUUAUAACAUACCUAAGCUACAGCAUAAAGAAAUAUAAAAUUGAAACCAACUAAAAUAUAUAGUAUAUACCUACAAAUAAUCACUGUUAAUUAUUACCUGUAAAAUCUGUCCAGUGUUCAAAUCGCCAGAACAAGCCAGCAUCUAUUACUUUAGUUUUUUCUCCCCCCCCCCUUCCCCGUUCUCAGCCUCGCCGUGUGACGUCAUAGGCCUUAUCCUCCGAAACUGAGUUCGCUCGUUCGUUUGAGAUUUGCGAAGAUCUAGCUUCACCCGGGCUUUUUAUGGCCGACGAAACCUUGCUACGAGCGGGAACAACCGGUCAUUACAUAUUGCGUAAAUUUCUUUACACGGAUUAGCCUCCGGGCUAGUACAGUGGUAACGUGUCGGCCUCUCAUCCGAGGGGUCGGCGGUUCGCGCAAAGUUGCAAUUGUCGCCUGGAGGUUACUGCUGUGGCUGGGCACCACGGUAGGUAAGGACUAAGCUCAUCCGAGUCAGCAGCUGCUGACACACUGUUAGCGAGUCGACAUUAGUCGGCACAGCCGGGCUCCCCCAUAGCCCGGGCGAGGCUCAGCUUCGCAAAUCGAACUUAUCCUUAUCCUUACAUGGAUUGUGGUAACGUGUCGGCUUCUCAUCCGAGGGGUCGGCGGUUCGCGCCCCGCCCAGGCGCGAGAAGUUGCAAUUGUCGCCUGGAGGUUACUGCUGUGGCUGGGCACCACGGUGGGUAAGGACUAAGCUCAUCCGAGUCAGCACCUGCUGACACACUGUUAGCGAGUCAACAUUAGUCGGCACAGGCCGGGCGAGGCUUAGCUUCGCAUAUCGGACUUAUCCUUACAAUGAUUUGGGACCGUUUUUGACGAAAACGACAAACUAUAGUUUGCUUACGUUUCUCGUCAAAAAUGCGCCUACGUAAUUAACUUCAGCAUACUUCCCACGGUAUGUUAGUGUUUUACUCUUCAUGCACUAAACAUUGCACUGUAAACAGUUUGUAACUACACCAUGCAUAUAGUUCAGCCCUGCGUUCCGCUCAGCCCUGCAUUCCGUUGGGCUACGAAGCACGCGAUUUCAACGGAACAGCCUGUAGCGCGAUACUGUAUUUUUUUUUAGGUGCGUCCAGCAGACGAUGGUUCAUUGCUUACAAACACUGCUAAUGUAGAAGCCAAGAAAUAUUAUUCGGUAUGGAUUCUGUCAUAUGAGCUUUUAAGAUCAACUGAAACCUAAUGGGUACUUCUUGGCUGGUAUUUGACUAAAUAUUCAGGUGCAAAAGAUGUUAAAUGUGAAGAAACAUGAGAGCAAGCCUAUAAGCCUAGCUGCUGGACUAUUAAUGGAAGAUAUGAUAUGUAAAGAUAAGAAGCGAACUGUUGUAAAUACCAGCACAAAUAAAAUCCAUAGUAAAUGUGCUCACAAACAAAAUUGAAAAGAACUUGUGCGUGUCAAUACUACAUUUGAGCGUCCCGUUCGAGAGUAGUGUUUGUAACGCAUUAAAAUGUUGAGUAUUUUCCAACGGAACGCAAGGCAGGAUUUACACGGCUACAGGUCUAUGCUUAUUAAAUUUACGGACACUGAGUACUUUCCGUUUGGUCAACACGUUUAAUUCCCAAAUCUAGGAAGCUACUGGCGUUGACUAUAUAUUUAGUAUUAGUUGAAUUCUAAUUACGACUUACGAAAUUUAAUGUAGUAGGGAACCAAUGUUCAGUUAGCGAAGUCACUCAUGAAUGCAAUGGCGUUGAUUACUUGGAGCGGAAUUUCAAAAGGGAAAAUAAGGGUACUAUCUGGAGUUCUCCUUUCCCUCAUUAUGCAAAGUCACCAUUGUCUGCAUUCUAAAUUAUACUCUAAUUAGUGUGAAAUAUCACUCAAGAAUAAAAUUGUAAUACAAGCUAUAUAGUGUCAAUAAGCAAACGUUUUUUAUCUGUUUGCAUUACAGUUAAAAGCUACUGCAGAAAUGUGUUACGAAUUAAUUCUUGGUUGUUUCUUGUCACUCUGUAUCAGAAAACUAUUUUUAAAUAAACAUUUUUUUCUUA